Molecule: messenger RNA, 5112 nt
Organism: Boleophthalmus pectinirostris (great blue-spotted mudskipper)
Lineage: Eukaryota; Metazoa; Chordata; Actinopteri; Gobiiformes; Gobiidae
Product: roundabout, axon guidance receptor, homolog 1 (Drosophila)
Biological process (GO): Roundabout signaling pathway; axon midline choice point recognition; axon guidance
Molecular function (GO): axon guidance receptor activity; protein binding
Source: RefSeq, a predicted model, not a curated record
UUACAUGUGGAGAAUUUGCGCUAUCCUUUGACAUGAGGGAGUGGAGUUCUAGGCUGGAAUAACUUGGAUUAUAAAGCUUUUUUUUUUUUUUUUUUUAAUCGUAAGAGACGUUGAAUGAUGUCUCCUACUUCUAUUGGGAUAGUAGUUUUUGCAGCAGUGAUUCUUCAAACAUGCUCAGGGUCCCGUCUGCGCCAAGAGGACACCCCACCCCGCAUUGUUGAGCACCCGUCGGACCUGAUCGUGUCCAAGGGUGAACCGGCCACUCUGAACUGUAAGGCCGAGGGCAGACCCACCCCCACUAUAGAAUGGUACAAGGACGGGGAGCGCGUGGAGACGGAUAACCCGCGCUCCCAGAAGAUGCUCCUGCCCAGCGGAUCCCUGUUUUUCCUCAGGAUAGUGCACGGCCGCAGGAGCAAACCCGAUGAAGGAUCUUAUGUGUGUGUUGCUCGGAAUUACCUGGGAGAGGCGGUCAGUCACAACGCGUCGUUGGAAGUAGCCUUGUUGCGUGAUGACUUCCGACAGAACCCUGCGGACGUGAUCGUGGCGGCGGGAGAGCCGGCCGUGUUAGAGUGUCAGCCGCCGCGAGGACAUCCAGAGCCCACCAUCUCCUGGAAGAAGGACGGGGUCACCAUCGACGACCGCGAUGAACGCAUCACGAUCCGAGGAGGGAAGCUGAUGAUCACGAACGCCCGUAAGAGCGACGCGGGGAAGUACGUGUGUGUGGGCACCAACAUGGUGGGCGAGAGGGAGAGCGAGGUGGCCGAGCUCACCGUGCUGGAACGUCCCAGUUUUGUGAAGCGUCCGGGCAGUCAGGUGGUGCUGGUGGACCAGAGUGUGGAGUUCCGCUGUGAGGCCAGAGGAGACCCAGUGCCCACAGUGCGCUGGAGGAAGGACGACGGAGAGCUGCCCAAGGGAAGGUUUGAGAUCCGCGAGGACCACACGCUGAAGCUCCGCAGACUGACCCCGGCAGACGUGGGCUCCUACACCUGCCUGGCCGAGAACAUGGUGGGCAAGGCGGAGGCGUCUGCGUCCCUCACCGUCCACGUGCCGCCGGCGUUCGUGGUGCGUCCCAGGAACCAGGUGGUGGGCGUCGGCCGAACCGUCACCUUCCAGUGCGAGGCCACAGGGAACCCCCAGCCCGCCAUCUUCUGGCAGAGAGAAGGCAGCCAGAACCUGCUCUUCUCGUACCAGCCUCCUCAGCCCUCCAGCCGCUUCUCCGUGUCCCAGAGCGGAGACCUGACCAUCACCGACGCCGAGCGCUCCGACGUGGGCUUCUACAGCUGCCAGGCCCUCAACAUCGCCGGCAGCGUCAUCACCAAAGCCCUGCUGGAGGUCACCGAUGUGGUGUCGGACCGCCCCCCUCCUGUGAUCCGCCAGGGCCCGACCAAUCAGACCGUGACGGUGGACGGGACGGUGGUGCUGAGCUGCCAGGCCACGGGAAGCCCCACCCCCACCAUCCUGUGGAGGAAGGACGGAACGCUGGUGUCCACCCACGACUCCCGGGUCCGACAGCUGGAGACGGGAGCUCUGCAGAUCCGAUACGCCAAGCUCAGUGACAGCGGCACGUACACUUGCAUCGCGUCAACGCCGAGCGGAGAGGCGUCCUGGAAGGCACACCUGGAGGUCCAAGAGUUUCCUGUCCAGCCCAACAGACCGACUGACCCCGCCCUCAUCCCCUCUGCCCCCUCCAAACCUGAGGUCACAGAGGUCACCCGCACCUCCGUCACUCUGUCCUGGAAACCCAACCUGCUGUCCGGAGCCACGCCCACCUCAUAUGUCAUCGAGGCCUUCAGCCACGCGUCGGGCAGCAGCUGGCAGACCCUGGCGGAGCACGUGAAGACGGAGAGCUUCGUGCUGAAGGGUCUGAGGCCCAGUGCGGUUUACCUGUUCCUGGUGAGAGCCGCCAACGCCUACGGCCUGAGCGAGCCCAGCCCCAUCGCAGACGCCAUCAAGACCCAAGACAUCCCCCCCACGAGUCAAGGCGUGGACCACAGGCAGAUCCAGAAGGAACUGGGAGACGUGGUCAUCCACCUCCACAACCCCACCAUCCUGUCCUCCUCCUCAGUGCGAGUGCAGUGGACGGUGGAGCAGCAGUCCCAGUACAUCCAGGGUUAUAAGGUGCUGUACCGGUCGUCUCCAGCAGAGGGCCAGGUGCGUAGUGAUUGGUCGGUUUUCGAGGUGCGGACGGCGGGGGAGGACAGCGCCGUGGUGCCUCAGCUCCGGAAGGGCGUCACCUACGAGUUUAAAGUGAGACCGUUCUUCAACGAAUUCCAGGGUACAGACAGCGACGUGAAGAUCGCCAGAACUCUGGAGGAAGCUCCCAGCGCCCCGCCCCGCGACGUCACCGUCACAGAGAGCGGAGACAACGGGACCACCAUCCUCGUCUCCUGGCAACCGCCUCCCGAAGACGAACGCAACGGGCUGGUCCAGGAGUACAAGAUCUGGUGCUUGGGAAAUGAGAGUCGUUACCACAUAAACCGCACCGUGGACGGCUCCACCCUGUCCGUGCUCAUACCGGGGCUGGCCACCGGGGUGCGCUACAGCGUGGAGGUGGCAGCCAGCACCGGGGCGGGGCCAGGGGUCAAGAGCGACAUCACAUACUUCCAACUGGACUCCUCAGGUCGGAUGACAGAGAACGUGAACUCGGGGAACCCUCUGUCGCAGCAGAUCUCAGACGUGGUGAAGCAGCCGGCGUUCAUCGCAGGCAUCGGCGCCGCCUGCUGGAUCAUCCUCAUGGUGUUCAGCAUCUGGCUCUACCGACACCGCAAGAAGAGGAGCGGCCUGUCCACCAGCUACGCAGGCAUACGCAAAGUUCCAUCGUUUACCUUCACGCCAACAGUGGCCUAUCAGAGAGGAGGGGAGGGCGUGAGCAGCGCCGGGAGGCCUGGUUUGCUGAACAUGGGGGAGAACGCCACCCAGCCCUGGCUCGCAGACACCUGGCCCAACUCCUGCUCCAACCACAACGACUGUAGCAUCAACUGCUGCACGGCGGGCAACGGCAACAGCGACAGUAACCUAGCAACCUACAGCCGCCCAGCCGACUGCAUCGCCAGCUACAACAACCAGCUGGACAACAAGCAGGCCAACCUCAUGGUCCCAGAGUCCGGGGUCUACAGCGACGUGGACCUGUCCAACAAGAUCAACGAGAUGAAGACCUUCAACAGCCCCAACCUCAAAGACGGACGAUUCGUGGGUCCUGGAGGCCAGCCCACCCCUUACGCCACCACCCAGCUCAUCCAGUCCUCCAUACUGGGCAACAACAUGAACGCCGAGCGCGGGGGGAGCGGGGGAGGAGGAGGCGGGGGAGGCCUGGGGGGAGGGGGGGACGUCAACGAGAAGCACUGUUGGAAGCCCGGGCACCACCAGAACAUCAUGGAGCAGAACAAGCUGAACAAGGACCGCUACAGAGGAGGAGACAGCCCCAUGCCAGCCACCAUCCCCUACAACCAGCCCCACGACAGCCACACCGGGGGCUCCUACAACAGCUCGGACCGGGGCAGCAGCAGCACCUCAGGAAGCCAGGGCCAGAAGAAGGGCAUGCGGACACCCAAACUGCCCAAACAAAGCACAAUGAACUGGGCCGACCUGCUGCCCCCGCCCCCUGCUAACCCACCCCCCGGCCGCACCGCCGACGACUACGCCAUGACCAUGCAAGACGGCUGUGACCCGGACAUGCAGUGCCCCAUGACCCCCUCGCACAUGUACCUGCAGCCCGACGAGCUGGAGGAGGAGGAGGAGAUGGAGAGGGGCCCCACACCCCCCAUCAGAGGGGCCGCCUCGUCCCCCGCCGCUGUGUCCUACAGUCACCAGUCCACAGCCACCCUGACCCCCUCACCUCAGGAGGAGCUCCAGCCCAUGCUCCACGACCCGCACGACAGCCACGAGCGACGACGUCACGGAAUGAGCCCGCCGCCCCCUCCUCGCCCCCACAGCCCCUCCCACACGUACAGCUACAUCAGCAGCCCGCUCGCCCUGGACACGGACGGCCUGGACGAGACUGAAGAGGACAUCCCGGAGGGGGAGGAGGGCGAGGACACGGACGCUGAGAUGGCCAAAAUGCACUACCACCACCACCCGCACCUCCACCCACACCACGCCCAGCCCCCACACCUGCACUCCCACUCCCGCCGCCUGCUGCUCAGGGGCCUGGAGCAGACCCCCGCCUCCAGCAUGGGGGACCUGAGAGAGAGCCCUGGACCGUCCAGCUCCAUGGGGGACCUGGAGGGGUGGGGGUCGGCGUCGGAGGAGGAUAACGCGUCUUCGGGCCGGUCCAGCGCGGUCAGCUCCUCUGAUGGCUCUUUCUUCACCGACACAGACUUCGCACAGGCGGUGGCGGCGGCAGCGGAGUACCAGGGGCUCCGGGUCGGGCCCAAGUAUCACACGCAGGGCCCGGAGUGUGGGGCCAACUCAGCACGAAAAUACCAAAUAGCAGGGUCCGGCAUGCGUCCAGCCAGCCCCGUGUCCACAGACAGUAACAUGAGCAUGGCUGCGGUCCAGAGGAGGCCUCCUAAGAAACAGAAGCAGCAUCCAGGAGGACAGCGGCGUGACCCGUACAAUGAAGAUCUCCCGCCUCCUCCCAUCCCUCCUCCAGCAGUGCUCAAGUCCCCCACACACCCCUCCAAGGCGGCCAUGGAGGGCAGGGGGGUGGUGUCUCCCAAGGCCGGGGAGAGGAGAGGGGGAGCGGGCAGCGGCUACAGGCCCAGAGACCCGUCUGACCAGAGGGGCGACCAGAGGAGUGACCAGAGGAGUGACCAGAGGGGUGACCAGAGGGGUGACCAGAGAAGCGGGUCUGCGGAGAGGAGAGAGAGCCCAGACAAAGCAGUGAGCCAAGGAGGAAAAGGGAACAAGGCCCGACAACACACAGGCUCUGAGGACAUCCUGCCCUACAGCAGACCACAGUUCCCCUCAGUGAACAGCCCGCGGGACCCCAGCUCCUCCAGCUCCAUGUCCUCCAGGGGGUCCGGGGGCCGCAGGAGAGGGGAGGGGGGCCCCGGGCGCAGGAACCCCCCUGCAGACAUGAGCCUCAGCACCACAGGGGCCUUCACACCAGGAGAGGAGGAGAGGGAGAUGAUUGAGAGCUGAAGACCUGAGCGACCUUUAGAAGAACUGUUC